Molecule: messenger RNA, 1255 nt
Organism: Populus trichocarpa (black cottonwood)
Lineage: Eukaryota; Viridiplantae; Streptophyta; Magnoliopsida; Malpighiales; Salicaceae
Product: dihydrofolate reductase
Exons: 6
Coding region: 75-890 (271 amino acids)
Source: RefSeq, a predicted model, not a curated record
UUACUCUAACUUCAUAGCCAUUACCGUGACCUUCUUGCUUGCUGAUUCAAUAAGUGACUGAGAAAACUACAUAAAUGGCAAAAUCCGAAGAUGAAAAGAAGAUGAAGAUACUAUGUCUCCAUGGAUUUAGGACCAGUGGAAAUUUUCUUCAAAAGCAAAUUAGCAAGUGGGAUCCUUCCAUUUUUUCUCAGUUUGACUUGGAUUUUCCAGACGGAGUAUUUCCAGCUCGAGGCAAAUCUGAAAUUGAAGGCAUUUUCCCACCACCAUACUUUGAGUGGUUCCAGUUCGACAAGGACUUUACUGAGUAUACAAACCUUGAAGAAUGCAUCUCUUAUUUGUGUGAAUACAUCACAACUAGAGGUCCUUUUGAUGGUUUUCUCGGCUUCUCUCAGGGUGCCACACUCUCAGCCCUGCUACUUGGCUAUCAAGCUCAGGGAAAAGUAUUGAAGGAUCAUCCACCCUUUAAACUGUUUGUGUCGGUAUCAGGGUCCAAAUUCAGAGAUCCAAGCAUAUGUGAUGUUGCCUAUAAAGACACCAUCAAGGUAAAGUCAGUCCACUUUAUAGGAGCCAAAGAUUGGUUGAAAGAACCUUCAGAGGACCUCGCCACUGCCUUUGACAGCCCUCUCAUCAUAAGACAUCCACAGGGCCAUACUGUUCCUAGACUUGAUGAGGCAGCCACGGAGCAGCUACGUGCUUGGGCCACAGAAAUCCUCAGUUACAAUAACAAAAUUCUAAAUGGUGAAAAUCAUGAACUGGAGAAUGGAGAAACUAAAGUGGACGAUGAAGAAAAAAAGCCAGAAGAGGUCUCUAACAAGAUCGAUACUACUCAAGUUCAGCAGGAUGGAAUUGGCAUUGAACUAAAGAGAGAAGUAGAAGUUGUGAAAGCCUAAAAGCAUCAGAAGCAAAUAGCAGGCAAUAAAAGGCAACCAUGUUUAGCCCUGUAAUGGUUAUAAUAUUUUUUUUUCUUGGCAUUGUCUCAGCUGAGUUUGGGUGUAUCAACCGAGUCACUAAUAAUCUAUUAAGGUCGAUCGAGUUUUACUAGCUCAAUGUUUUAUUCGGUUUAACUAAAAACCUGGCGCGGCUGCAGAAGCAGCAGAACUACACUGUUCAGACAGCAGGACAAGAGCCUGGAAGCUAAUUUCUUCUCUCUUCCUCUGUUUUCUUCCUUGUAAUCUAAAUAUUAUACUCCUUGUAUUCUAGUUAAAAACUCAAAGGCUUGUGCAUUAGUUCUCUAUAAAUCCAUGGUUUCUAGAGA